Momordica charantia (bitter melon) is the source of this 2152-nucleotide messenger RNA. It is a transcript of the gene PIP5K2, whose product is annotated as phosphatidylinositol-4-phosphate 5-kinase 2. NCBI's taxonomy places the organism in Eukaryota, Viridiplantae, Streptophyta, Magnoliopsida, Cucurbitales, Cucurbitaceae. The record is from RefSeq and is a predicted model, not a curated record. Gene Ontology annotation, cellular component: plasma membrane. Gene Ontology annotation, biological process: phosphatidylinositol phosphate biosynthetic process. Gene Ontology annotation, molecular function: ATP binding; 1-phosphatidylinositol-4-phosphate 5-kinase activity.
CAAUGGGAAAACGGAGUUCCGAAAGGGAACGGAGUUUUCAGUUUGCUUGAUGGGAGUAGCCAUACCGGCGAGUGGAGUAAAGAAAUGAAAAUCCAGCAACACAACGGAAGUUGCGAUUUAGGAGAUGCGAAAGAGAAAUUGCAGAGCAAUGGGGCUGUUGAGACUGAGAGUCUGACCGCAGCAUUCAGGAAAAGGUCUUCGGUGGACGCUGCCAGAGGCAGCUCGACGGAGAGGAAUUUUCCGAGGAUUUGCAUUUGGGAAUCGGACGGUGAGGCCGGCGAUAUCACUUGUGACAUACUCGAUAAUGUGGAGGCUUCGAUGUUGUAUCGAGAUGGAUUUAGGCAGUUUAGGCGGAGCCCUUGUUGUGUUACCAAUGAUGCGAAGAAACCAGGACAGAUUAUUUCCAAGGGGCAUAAGAAUUACGAACUCAUGCUCAAUCUCCAACAGGGUAUUAGGUAUUCUGUUGGGAAGCACGCUUCAAUCCAGCGGGAACUUAGGCCGAGUGAUUUCGAUCCGAAGGAAAAGUUCUGGACGAGAUUUCCACCGGAAGGAUCCAAAGUUACACCCCCUCAUCAAUCCGUGGAUUUUCGUUGGAAGGAUUACUGUCCCUUGGUGUUCAGACGUCUGAGGGACCUGUUUCGAGUUGAUCCAGCUGAUUACAUGGUAGCUAUUUGUGGAAAUGACACCCUCAGAGAGCUCUCUUCUCCAGGAAAGAGUGGAAGUUCCUUCUACUUAACCCAGGACGAUAGGUUUAUGAUAAAGACGGUGAAGAAAUCGGAAGUAAAGGUUCUCAUCAGGAUGCUGCCGAGUUAUUAUGAGCAUGUUUGUCGUUACGAGAAUUCUCUUGUGACGAAAUUCUUCGGCGUACAUUGUGUAAAACCAAUUGGUGGGCCAAAGACACGGUUUAUUGUGAUGGGCAACUUAUUCUGCUCCGAGUACCGAAUUCAUCGACGGUUUGAUCUAAAGGGAUCCUCCCAUGGCCGAACAACAGAUAAGCCUGCGGAAGAAAUUGAUGAAACCACUACACUGAAGGAUCUUGAUCUUAAUUUUGUGUUUCGCCUUCAGCAAAGUUGGUUCCAGGAACUUAUAAAGCAAAUUAACCGAGACUGUGAGUUCUUGGAAGCUGAGAGAAUCAUGGAUUACAGUCUUCUCGUUGGUCUUCAUUUCCGCGAUGAAAAUAGAUAUGACAAAAUGGGCCUAUCACCAUUUCUAUUACGUUCUGGGUAUAAAGAUUCUUAUCAGAACGAAAAGUUUAUGCGUGGCUGUCGCUUUCUCGAAGCAGAGCUGCAGGACAUGGAUCGAGUUUUAGCUGGCCAGAAACCUUUAAUUAGGUUAGGAGCCAAUAUGCCAGCAAGAGCAGAGCGGAUGGCUCGAAGGAGCGACUUCGAUCAGUAUACCCCUGGUGGGACAAGCCAUUUGAUCCCUUCAAGGAGUGGCGAAAUCUGUGAAGUUGUCCUCUAUUUCGGGAUCAUCGACAUCUUACAAGACUACGAUAUCAGCAAGAAAUUGGAGCACGCCUACAAAUCCUUACAAGUCGAUCCUAUCUCAAUAUCAGCAGUCGACCCAAAGCUCUACUCGAAAAGAUUCCGAGACUUCAUAGGGAGAAUUUUCAUAGAGGACAGGUGAAAACAGGGAAGAAGGUGACCACCAUUGGUCUACACAUCUGAUCGAAUAAGAUUUCCAACAAAAAUCCGGUAUCAACCAAACUCGAAGGAGUUCAGUUGCAUGCAAACUUUGUACUCCAGGUUCGAACACGAGACUUGACUUGCGGUUGGAGGAGGAGCGCAAAUAGCAGUCACAAGUUGGGAGGCAUUCAUUGGCAUGUGCAAGUGUUUAAUGGCUGAUUUUGCAGAGCAGCCAAAGUAGGGAGGGGUAAAGCCUUUUAUUAUGUACAUUCAAUGCAAGAAAGAGGGAGGUUUGGUUUUGGUUUGGCUUUUAAGGGGUGAUAUUUUUUUUUUUUCAACCUUUGGACAUGAAGAUUUGAAAGAUAGGUAUAUAGUUAAAUGGAGAAAAAUGUUGUGAGAGUCAGAGAGAAGAUUCAAAAUGGGGAUUUGGGAGGGGGGAAGGGUGGCUUGGAAUAAGAGAAAGUGUACAGCCUUACGAUUAUGAUUUUUUGUGAAAUAUUUUAUUCAGAAAACGCUCGUUCAAUCUC